CUUCUUUUGAUUUGCAGUGUCUAUCACAUUAAGGAAUGAAGAUCAAAUUGGUUCGCCGUAUCAAAAAGUUGCUUUCGUAUUCAGAAUGCAGCACUUCUACAAACCACCAAACCUGUUUGGACGUGCGUGAGGAAUAUGCCAACGCGUUUCGUACGGAAUCAUACACUGAGUUCUGGACACGUGUCCUUGCCUACUCCAAGAAUGAAUCAACUUCUUGUUUGUCAAGAGACUCCACCACUUCGGCGCGUCUCCCCUCUUACCGUUUGUUCGCAGAGCAUCUAUUGGACCCGGAUCAGCCCACGGUUAUUCGGGCCUUAUCGGUGGCCCAAUGCAGGCCCAAGGUCCACUCUUUAUUGUCAGACUAUUUUGCACACACUGCCCAUGCUUCUCUUGUCUGUAGCCACCUACUACGAGACAUUGAUCGCCUGCGUCUCAAGUAUUCAUCACUCAAAACCAUUCUUCAGUGCCUUCCAUCUAACCAAAUCCCUUCACCAAUGGUAAUAACCCGUUUAACCGAAUUUUCAAACUUUUCUAACCCGUUUGCCGCGUCGGGUCUGGUUCGGGCCACCCAGUGUCGGUGCUCCGACUUGCAAAAGCGACUCGAGUCGAGCCGCGACAAGGCGCGAACCAAGGUUCAAUUAGCUGCGAAAAUAAAAUGUGGCUCGGCUUGUCUAGUUGCAGCUAUAACGGCUUCACUUGUUGUUCUUAUAAUGUCUCAUGGCUUUGCAUUGAUUGUGGCUAUGCCUGGGUUGGCUUCGAUGAAUCUGGGUUCAGAAAGGAAGAUGGGUUCGGUGACAGCUCGGCUGAACGCAGCUGCAAAAGGAAGUUAUAUAGUGAAUAAGGACUUGGAGACGACGGAUCGGCUUGUGGGUCGGGUAAAUGAUGAGCUGGAGCACAUGAGGAGGACGGUGAGAUUUUGGCUUGAGAGGAAGGAUGAUAAAGUUCAGGCCGAUGGUGGAGUUGUGCGGUUGUUGAAGAAGAACCAAUGUAGCUUUAGUGAGCAAUUGGAUGAGUUGGAAGAACAUUUGUAUUUGUGUUUCAUGACUAUUAAUAGGGCUAGAGAACUUGUGCUUAGUCAAAUUAGUAAUUUAACUUGAUUCAUCGUCAAAGUGUCAUAUAAUGAAUAUGUGAUAAACUAUUUACCUUUAGGUUUGACAUAGUGAUGGUGUAAAAAGUAGUGAUUUGUGUUAAUUAAUUAUUUUA
Vigna angularis (adzuki bean) is the source of this 1203-nucleotide messenger RNA. Its product is annotated as UPF0496 protein At3g49070. The transcript has 2 exons. The record is from RefSeq and is a predicted model, not a curated record. Lineage: Eukaryota; Viridiplantae; Streptophyta; Magnoliopsida; Fabales; Fabaceae. Bases 36 to 1097 code for a protein of 353 amino acids.